GAAAGCAGCUGAAGUGGACUUCUGGUGGUACAAGAUUCCUCUGCCUCUUCAGGCCCCAAGUUCUAUCAGCCCUUCUACCCGGCAGCCUGUGUUCAGGGCCUCACUAGACAGAGUGUGAGAAGGAAAAAGCUAUCUCCAUCCACAGCCAUGAAUUUCCUCCGGCGGCGCCUGUCUGACAGCAGCUUCGUGGCCAACCUGCCUAAUGGCUACAUGACAGACCUGCAGCGCCCAGAUAGCUCCACCAGCUCCCCUGCCUCCCCGGCCAUGGAGAGAAGAGCCCAGCCCCUAGCCGCCUCUUUCUCUUCCCCAGGAUCCAGCCUUUUUAGCUCCUUCUCCAGUGCUAUGAAGCCGACCUCACAGGCUCCCUCAGGUUUGAUGGAGCCUCCAGCUCCCUCCACACCUGUUGUUCAAAGGCCUAGGAUCCUACUGGUGAUUGAUGAUGCCCAUACGGACUGGGCCAAAUAUUUCCAUGGAAAGAAAGUGAAUGGAGAGAUUGAGAUUCGAGUGGAACAGGCUGAAUUCUCAGAGUUAAACCUAGCUGCCUAUGUUACUGGGGGCUGUAUGGUGGACAUACAAGUCAUGAGAAAUGGAACCAAGGUUGUGAGGUCCUUCAAGCCAGACUUCAUCCUGGUGCGCCAGCACGCCUACAGCAUGGCCCUGGGCGAAGAUUACCGCAGCCUGGUCAUCGGCCUCCAGUAUGGAGGGCUGCCCGCUGUCAACUCCCUCUACUCCGUCUACAACUUCUGCAGCAAGCCCUGGGUGUUCUCUCAGCUUAUUAAGAUCUUCCAUUUCCUGGGUCCUGAGAAGUUCCCGCUUGUGGAGCAGACAUUUUUCCCCAACCAUAAGCCAAUGGUAAGUGCCCUUGUUUGAUUCUGCUUAUCCUUGCAAUGAGGGAGCGAACACAGAUGUUGAUGUUCUUUGGGUGGAAGAGGUGGGGUCAAAGGCAUGCCCCAACCACCUUGGACCUAAGGAAGAGUGGUGAUAUUCUGUGGGAUGCCUGGGUUUUCUAGGGAAAGAGUUCUCCAGGUGAAAUUUCUGGUAGUUGUGCCAGUGCUAAUGAUGGACAGCAUUCCUUGCAGCUGUGGGAAUGGUUGGCAAAUCAGAGGACAACUUGAGCUGGCAGAGGUAGACACUGGAUAUUGAAGCCAGAGGUUAAUAAUAAAGAUAAAAGCUGUUUCAGAUGUGGGAUGUUAUUUCACUUGAGCCCCAUUCAGGACCUGGUUCAAUGUGUCUUUUUCAAUAAAAUCAGGAAUAUUUUAUUUGCACUGAUUAUCAAAGGGCAGUUUCCUUGUGUGUUCUUUAUGCCUUCCAGCUUUGGAGUACACCUGAGGUCAUCUCUACAAAGUGGUUUUGGCUUAACUCAGAGUAUGUGGCAUAGCUUCCCAUUGGGAGAAGGCCUGGAGGGGAGAGGUUAACAUUUUUUUGAACGGGGUCGAGAGCUAUCUAUCUUGCAGCUGGAACAAGCUGGGAUGGAGGAGUCCUGGAAGCUGCUCAUAGCAUGCCUGUGUGUGUGGUUGGUGAUCUUCUUAAACUAGUCAGAGCAAUGCAGGGCUGUGGCCCCAUGCUUGGCCUUGUGGGAAAUGUGAGUCUCAGGGAACAGGACAGUUAAUAGGGUGCGUUAUAGUCCCCGCUCGGGACCAUGGGCUGUUAGUGGAAUCCGAGGCUCAGGCUGCUGAGUAGAAUAGCCCUCUUGGGAGACACAAGACUUCAGGCUCUGGUGGGAGCAGCCUGACCAGCAGAGAGGUUUUCCCUUGGUUAUCUUUCCUUCUACCCUAUGCAGUGAGAGUCAUGGGAACCAGGAUGUGCUGGUUUGGAUAAGAAGGGCAGGUAGAGCACAGCCUGUUCUGAUAAAGUGUAAACACCACAGAGAAAAUUCAGGUUCUAUCAUCAAACUGGCCUGGGUUUGAAUCCCAGUUCUGCCUGUUUACUAGGUUCUAUCUUGUGCAAUUGGGCAAUGGAGUCCCUGGGUGGUGCAAAUGGUUAACGUGCUUAACUGCUAUCUGAACGGUGCGAGGUUCAAGCCCCCCGAGA
Messenger RNA from Loxodonta africana (African savanna elephant), 2031 nucleotides. It is a transcript of the gene SYN3, whose product is annotated as synapsin III. Gene Ontology annotation, biological process: neurotransmitter secretion. Gene Ontology annotation, cellular component: synaptic vesicle; synaptic vesicle membrane. NCBI's taxonomy places the organism in Eukaryota, Metazoa, Chordata, Mammalia, Proboscidea, Elephantidae. The transcript is spliced from 5 exons. The coding region runs from base 148 to 870 and encodes 240 amino acids. The record is from RefSeq and is a predicted model, not a curated record.